CACCAUAGCCAUAGUCGCCGACUCGCAAUCCGUCGGGGCGGGUCGUCUCUGCUGUUUUAUUCUUUAUAACACUUAUAAUUCGUGUAUUUUGAUUCAAGUGUAGAGCGACCCGAUACCUUACCCGACUAUAGUACUUAAUUUCAAAAUGUUGCACUUAAAAAAUAUCGCUAAGGCUGUCUCACCGCCUCUAAAAAAUUCUAUUCAAAAUGAAGCAGUCAAUAAUAUCCUCAAAAUCGUACCUGCUGCAGUGAAUGUCUCGUGUCGAUCAUAUGCGAGUCAUGAAAUUCCAGAUAGGCUUAAAGAUAUACCCACAAGUGCAAACCCACGAUUCUUCGACAUGGUGGAAUAUUUUUUCCACAGGGCGUGCCAAGUUAUUGAAGACAAACUGGUUGAAGACAUGAAAUCCAGAGUCUCUAUUGAAGAAAAGAAGAAGAAGGUAGCCGGUAUCUUAAACAUGAUGCAGCCAUGUGAUCAUAUUAUUGAAAUACAGUUUCCAUUGAGACGCGAUUCUGGCGAUUAUGAAAUGAUCCUAGGAUACAGAGCUCAACAUUCCUCACACAGGACCCCAACUAAAGGAGGUAUAAGAUUCUCAACAGACGUGACAAGGGAUGAGGUGAAAGCCCUUUCAGCUCUUAUGACGUUCAAAUGCGCAUGCGUCGACGUACCAUUUGGCGGUGCAAAGGCUGGCAUCAAGAUCAACCCCAAGGAAUACUCCGAGCAUGAGUUGGAAAAGAUCACGCGACGAUUCACCUUGGAGCUCGCAAAGAAGGGUUUCAUUGGGCCGGGCGUUGACGUGCCGGCCCCCGACAUGGGUACCGGAGAACGUGAGAUGUCCUGGAUCGCUGACACAUACGCCAAGACCGUCGGCUACCAAGACAUCAACGCACACGCCUGUGUUACUGGCAAACCCAUCAAUCAGGGUGGUAUCCACGGAAGAGUAUCUGCGACCGGCCGUGGUGUUUUCCACGGACUCGAAAAUUUCAUCAACGAGGCCAAUUACAUGAGUAUGAUCGGAACAACGCCCGGCUGGGGUGGUAAGACAUUCAUCGUCCAAGGUUUCGGUAACGUGGGUCUGCAUACGUGCCGCUACCUCGUCCGCGCGGGCGCCACUUGCAUCGGUAUCAUUGAGCACGACGGCGCCAUCCACAACCCGGACGGUAUCGACCCUAAGGCUCUCGAAGACUACAGGAUCGAAAAUGGUACCAUUGUUGGGUUCCCCGGCGCGAAGCCGUACGAAGGCGAGAACAUGUUGUACGAGAAAUGCGAUAUCCUUGUGCCAGCUGCUGUUGAACAAGUCAUCCACAAGGAAAACGCUCACAAAAUCCAGGCUAAGAUAAUCGCGGAAGCGGCCAACGGGCCGACCACGCCCGCGGCCGACAAGAUCCUCAUUGACCGCAACAUCCUGGUGAUCCCGGACCUGUACAUCAACGCGGGCGGUGUCACCGUCUCCUUCUUCGAAUGGCUCAAGAACCUCAACCACGUGUCUUACGGACGUCUCACGUUCAAGUAUGAGAGGGAGUCCAACUACCAUCUGUUGGAGUCCGUGCAAGAGUCGCUAGAGCGUCGCUUCGGGCGCGUGGGCGGGCGCAUCCCGGUGACGCCCUCCGAGUCCUUCCAGAAGCGCAUCUCCGGUGCCUCCGAGAAGGACAUCGUGCACUCCGGCCUUGACUACACCAUGGAGCGCUCUGCUAGGGCUAUCAUGAAGACUGCCAUGAAGUUCAACCUCGGUCUGGACCUGAGAACGGCGGCGUACGCCAACUCCAUCGAGAAGAUCUUCACAACUUACGCCGACGCGGGUCUCGCUUUCUAAUCUAAUCAUAUUAAUACGAAUUUCAAGUAUUGUCUGCAUUUGAAAGACUCCCAUUUAGCCCCCCAUGCACUUGAGUCAUUACAGAUAAGACGUUAUAUACACAGUAUUUUAUUUCUUGAAAUCAUGGCUUUUAUAAUUUUAACUUGUUGUUUAUCUUAUAAGUAAAAAAUGUGAUUUUCCAACUGUAAUGUCUUGGUUUUCGAAUUAAAUUGUUUUACCGUUA
Molecule: messenger RNA, 2033 nt
Organism: Zerene cesonia (dogface butterfly)
Lineage: Eukaryota; Metazoa; Arthropoda; Insecta; Lepidoptera; Pieridae
Gene: Gdh
Product: glutamate dehydrogenase, mitochondrial
Exons: 9
Coding region: 146-1810 (554 amino acids)
Biological process (GO): L-glutamate catabolic process
Cellular component (GO): mitochondrion
Molecular function (GO): L-glutamate dehydrogenase (NAD+) activity
Source: RefSeq, a predicted model, not a curated record